AUCACCCUAGGUGGAAGUGGAUGUAAAACCUCAGAAACAAACGAACGAAAAGAACUAUAAUUAUGCAUUUUAUUACUGAAGACCUUGUUAAUAUGUCAUCAGUCAUGAAAUAAGAGUGAUGAAUAAUAAGAAGGAACAGUAUCAGCAGUUGAAUAUCAACUUUUAUUUGAAAAAAAUCAACAACUACAAAAAGAUGUUUUAAAAUUAUCUGAAGAAAACAUAGAAUUAAGAUUUGAAGCGGAACAGAGCAGAAAAGAUAUUCCCAGACAAAAAGAAAGAGUAUCAGAUUUACAGAAAUAUGUAGAAGCUUUAAAGUAUGAAAAUGGUCUAUUAAGUGGUCAUAAUUCAGCCCGAUCUAUGUCUUCAUCAAUCUCCAGUAUCAAAAGAAUUGGUGAGAGUGGUAAAAGUACUCGUGAAUUAGAAAAGACUAUAGCUUUAUUAAAGAAAGUUGUAGAGAAAACACAAGCUGAUAAUGAAAUGUUAAAACGUUCAGCUAGUGGAUCAGGAUCAGAACAAAUAUCUUUUCUUAAACACGAAAAUGAGGGAUUGAAGAAACAACUAGCAGAAUUAAAACAUCAAAUGGGUGCUACUUUAAGUGACCGUUACACAUCUCAACAAAAAGGAACUGCCAAAAUGAUGACAGAUUACGAAAAAUUACGGAAAGAAUUGUUAAAGGAAAAAGAAUCCAAUGAAAAAUUAAGAAUAGAUUUACGGACACAACAAAUGGAAAAAGAACAACAAACUAAAAAACUAGAAGUAACCAAAUCUAAAUUAGAAAUAGAAGAAGCUAAAAGACCAACAACCAACUCUGAUUCUAAAGGUUGGAAGUCGGCUGUUGUUACCAGAAUGUAUGAAGAUCAAAUUAAUAGUUUAGAGUCAGACAUUGAGAAAAAGAAUAAACAGUUAGCUGAUAGUAAAAAAUUGUUAAAGGAAGCAACAGAAAGAGAACAGAUAUAUUUAGAGGAGAAAAAACAAUUACUUCACCAGAUGUCAAUAUUAGAAAGAUUACCACCAGGUACACAGUUAAAAGACAGUGAUUUAAUGAAAGAAUAUCAACAAGCAAGAGUAAAGAUUGAUAAAUUAGAGAAUGAGAAAAAAGAUCUAUUAAAUGAGAUUAGAAUGUAUAGAAAAGGUGGUAGUGAUAUUUAUGAUGAUGAUAUUCUAACUAAAGCUGGUAAAUAUGAUCAGAUGAUGGAGGAAAAUGUUGAUGUUAGCAUGAAUCUAAAAUCAGUGGCCUUAGAAAGAGAUAAAUAUAAAUUUGAAGUCAGUAAGCUAAAGAAGGAACUAGAUAAUUUUGGUCCUGAUUUCUUUGAAGAAAUAGAAGAUCUCAAAUAUAACUACAAGCAAGCUGUCCAGAAAAAUGUGCUUUAUGAGGAAAAACUACUCAAUAUUUCCAAACAAUUUGGAAUCGAUUUAAAUAUUCCAGGUUUAGAAUAGUCCGUCCAUGAGAUAUUAUUUCUGUUAUAUUGUAUGUACGUCCAUUAUCUUACUGUGAUAUAUUUAUUAUAGAUCUAACGUAGUCUGUCUAUAAAUCUAUACAUGUAUCGUAAUAUUUGUCUCUAUUUCAUAAUAAAUAAAUUAUUUGUCA
Messenger RNA from Patella vulgata (common limpet), 1588 nucleotides. RefSeq names its product centrosomal protein of 290 kDa-like. The record is from RefSeq and is a predicted model, not a curated record. Lineage: Eukaryota; Metazoa; Mollusca; Gastropoda; Patellidae. Bases 358 to 1437 code for a protein of 359 amino acids. The transcript is spliced from 11 exons.